Pollicipes pollicipes is the source of this 1457-nucleotide messenger RNA. Its product is annotated as arginine kinase. The record is from RefSeq and is a predicted model, not a curated record. Bases 94 to 1221 code for a protein of 375 amino acids. NCBI's taxonomy places the organism in Eukaryota, Metazoa, Arthropoda, Thecostraca, Pollicipedomorpha, Pollicipedidae. Gene Ontology annotation, molecular function: creatine kinase activity. Gene Ontology annotation, biological process: phosphocreatine biosynthetic process. The transcript has 4 exons.
CCGUGCAUUCAGAGCAGCGCUCCGUCCGAGCAGCCGUCCCGCGGCCGUCCGUCCCCUCCGCCCAGCGGCCCUCCGUCCCCGCCGACUGCCGCCAUGGGGAACCUCGCCGGCAAGAGGAAGUCCAUCAGUUCUAAUAAAACCGUGAGCGAGAUGGUCGACGCCGCCACCAUGGAGAAGCUGGAGGCCGGCUUCCAGAAGCUGCAGGCCGCCACCGACUGCAAGUCGCUGCUGAAGAAGUACCUCACCAAGGAGGUCUUUGACAGCCUCAAGACCAAGAAGACUUCUUUCGGAUCCACCCUGCUGGAUGUCAUCCAGUCUGGCGUCGAGAACCUGGACUCGGGUGUGGGCGUAUAUGCGCCGGACGCCGAGGCCUAUUCGCUGUUCGCCGACCUCUUCGACCCCAUCAUCGAGGACUACCAUGCCGGCUUCAAGAAGUCCGACAGUCACCCGGCCAAGGACUUUGGCGACGUGGACUCGGUCGGCAACGUCGACCCCGAUGGCACGUACGUCAUCUCGACCCGCGUGCGCUGCGGCCGCUCCAUGCAGGGCUACCCCUUCAACCCCUGCCUGACCGAGGCCCAGUACAAGGAGAUGGAGGAGAAGGUGUCGUCGACGCUGAGUGGCCUGGAGGGCGAGCUGAAGGGUCAGUACUACCCGCUGACCGGCAUGACGAAGGAGGUGCAGCAGAAGCUGAUCGACGACCACUUCCUCUUCAAGGAGGGCGACCGCUUCCUGCAGGCGGCCAACGCCUGCCGCUUCUGGCCCACCGGCCGCGGCAUCUACCACAACAACAACAAGACCUUCCUGGUCUGGUGCAACGAGGAGGACCACCUGCGCAUCAUCUCCAUGCAGCAGGGUGGCGACCUGGGCCAGGUGUACCGCCGCCUCGUCACCGCCGCCAACGACAUCGAGAAGCGUGUGCCGUUCUCGCAUCACGACCGCCUUGGCUUCCUCACCUUCUGCCCGACCAACCUGGGCACCACCAUCCGCGCCUCGGUGCACAUCAAGGUGCCGAAGCUGGCCGCCGACAAGGCCAAGCUGGAGGAGGUGGCGGCCAAGUACAGCCUGCAGGUGCGCGGCACGCGCGGCGAGCACACCGAGGCUGAGGGCGGCGUGUACGACAUCUCCAACAAGCGGCGCAUGGGUCUGACUGAGUACCAGGCCGUCAAGGAGAUGCACGACGGCAUCCUGGAGCUGAUCAAGAUCGAGAAGUCGCUGUAGGCGCGCACGCUGGCGCGCUCGCACCCCCGGCUGCCCUGGCAGGCGCCACCUGUCCACGCGGCGGCGGCGGCGGCGGCGCGGCCGCGGCGAGUCCGCCGUUCCGCCGCGCCACUGCUACUCACGGCCCAGAAAUUAGCGGAGGUGAUGUACUGACUUCAAUCGGACCGCUACUCGUCCACGGGCGCGAAAACACAUGUCUCCUGUAGCUUGACGUGUAAAUACAUUGUGAUCGUCGA